AAAACCCUGACCACUCAGAAUCAGUCCACUCCACAAAUCACAACCAUAUAUCUGUCUAUAAUUUCCUCAUCAAAACUCCGAGUUCUCGCCAUGUCAAACAGCCCGUCGCCUAUGCCUCUCCACCUCUGCUUCUUUCUCUUCAUUCUCUUCACCUUCGUAGCCAUCACCUGGUACAUCAACUACGAAUCCAUCUUCGAGGGCCUGUUCGAUCAGAUUAAGCUCAUCCUCAUGGUAUCCCCUCUCCUACUCCUCCUCGCCGUCCACUUGCUUUCCACCUUGGAGAAGUCCUCCUUCUUCUUCAUCCCCUUGCCGGAGCAGGACUCCCUCCACCGCGCCGGCGGCACCCCCUGGGGAGUUGGACUCCUGCUUGUGCUCCUCUUCUUCAUGAUUUCAUACCAGUCGGAUUUCCGAGAACGCUGGUUUCCUCUGCUCAGUUGAUCAGAUCAUUGCGGUCGUUGAUUUUUGUUGUUAAUUAGUUCAAAUAUGAAUGGUUAGUCACUUCGCGUUGAAUACAUGUUUAUGUCGAUGUGAAGUUUGUAGGUUUAGCAUAUGACGAUGGCGUUUUAAUUAAAUACGUCCAUGCUUUAUUGUGUAUAUUAUGUCUUUCAAUCCCUAGUUUUUUCGGUGUAAUAUUUCUCCCAAAAUUUUCUUGUAUGAUUUGCUCCCUUACGCUUGAAAUUAUUAUGCUCACAGUUAAGAAUUUU
Molecule: messenger RNA, 704 nt
Organism: Sesamum indicum (sesame)
Lineage: Eukaryota; Viridiplantae; Streptophyta; Magnoliopsida; Lamiales; Pedaliaceae
Product: oxidoreductase/transition metal ion-binding protein
Source: RefSeq, a predicted model, not a curated record